GAGUCAGAGAUGGAGAUGGUGAUUUGGGUGACGGAGCUGGUGCAGGAACUGGGGUUGGAGAUAAUGACGAAGUUGGUGGCGCCACUAUUGGGGACGAAGUGGGCGUGGCGGUGGGUGAGAUUUUUGGUGUUGUUCCUGGAGCAUGUGCUAUGCAUGAAGUGGCGAAAAGAGUGAAAAGCACGAAGAUUUGGAACCUGAAGAAGAACCCAUCUUCAUGCUCGUUAGAGAGAGAGAGAUAUG
Messenger RNA from Ilex paraguariensis (yerba mate), 240 nucleotides. The record is from the annotation of a GenBank genome assembly. Lineage: Eukaryota; Viridiplantae; Streptophyta; Magnoliopsida; Aquifoliales; Aquifoliaceae.